AUGCGUGAAUUGACGAUGAUGCAGCACGAUGACCGGUAUGCCCUGGCAGAAGAGUACGUCAAAGUCACAUAUAAGCUCUGGGAAUCUUCCUGGCGCCAAGAUGCCGUGGUCCUCGAUCGCGAGCGCGGUAUCUACACAGAUCCAACACGCGUGCGACAGAUCAACCACGUCGGAAAAUAUUUCAACGUGCCCGGUCCUCAUCUCUGCCAACCCAGCCCACAGCGCACUCCGGUCAUCCUGCAAGCUGGUACUUCCAAGGCUGGAAAAACAUUCGCGGCUCAACAUGCGGAAGCCAUCUUCGUGGCAGGUCAUAGUCCGUCCGUAGUCGCCAAGAAUGUGGCCGAGAUUCGACAGCUCGCAAAGACGGAGUUUGGCCGUGAUCCGCGGAGCAUCAAGUUCCUGGCCCUGCUCUGCCCGGUGCUAGGGCACACGGAGGAGGAAGCCGUGGAGAAAUUCAAGUACUACCGUAGCCUGGGCUCCAUUGAUGGUGCUCUCGCGCUCUUUGGAGGCUGGACCGGGAUUGAUCUGAACAAGUAUGGCGAUGACGAAGAGCUGCGACAUGUUGAGAGCAAUGCCAUCAGGUCCGCCGUGGAAGGCUGGUCAAAGGCAACCCCCGAAGUCGCCAAGUGGACCAAGGCAACGGUCGGUCAGCAUAUCACUGUCGGUGGCCUUGGUGCGACUCCCGUGGGGACGGCUGCACAGGUUGCUGACAACAUGGAACGCUGGGUGCAAGAGGCUGAUGUAGAUGGGUUCAACCUGGCCUAUGCCAUCAAGCCGGGGUCUUUCCUGGACAUCAUCGAACUGCUUAUCCCUGAGUUGCGCCGACGGGGUCUCUUCUGGGACGACUACGCGGUACCGAAGGGAACAUAUCGCGAAAACCUGUAUUCGCAAGCUGGCCAAUCGGGCCCGCGAGAUGACCACCCAGCGUCGAGGUACCGCUGGAAAGCAGGAGUCGCUUCUGCUGACCAUCCAGUCCCGGAGAACUGA
This is a messenger RNA of Penicillium canariense, 987 nucleotides long. RefSeq lists its product as uncharacterized. The transcript has 3 exons. The record is from RefSeq and is a predicted model, not a curated record. The coding region runs from base 1 to 987 and encodes 328 amino acids. Lineage: Eukaryota; Fungi; Ascomycota; Eurotiomycetes; Eurotiales; Aspergillaceae. Gene Ontology annotation, molecular function: oxidoreductase activity, acting on paired donors, with incorporation or reduction of molecular oxygen; monooxygenase activity.